GCCGUAUUGUACCGAGUAUCAUACAAGCGAAAGAGCUGUGCAGUUGUUAGUGGAAUAUACUGAAUUUGAGUAUUUUUAGUCUCAAAUGACGAAUAGAUUAUUGACACAAAAUGGAGAAUAAUUCAUCUGGAUUGACAAAUGGCGUGUCAGAGAUGACCCCGAUGACCCCGUCAGGAGGAGACAAUCCAACUGCUGUGCUGCCAUCAAGUGGUGUCCAUCAUCAUCUGCCACAAAUACCAACUAUGGAUAAAGGUUUAAAGAAAGCCUACAGUAAAUCGAACACCAAACAAUCAGCAGGUCCAGAUAGUGUUUCCGUUACACAUGUUGAGGGUACAGGAGCUGUCUUAAAAAUAUCGGAAACCACCUUAGAAGUUGACGACCUGUUGAACAAAAUGGAAGCAGAGGAUGAAAAAGAGAAAGCUGAAGUAAACGGAAAGGAAAAAUCUGAAGAAUCUAAGAAAACUGAAACUGAGAAAAUGGAAAAAGUUGAAAAAUUUGAAAAAGUUGAGAAAAUGGAAAAAGUUGAGAAAGUUGAGAAAAUGGAAAAAGUUGAGAAAACCGAGAAAAUUCCUGAACCUAAAACCAGUGAAAAUAACAAAUCCGAGUUCAAUACACCAAAAAGUCGCAGAACCUCUAAAGGUCGUAAAAUAAAAGACAAGAAAGAUGAAUCUGAAUACACAACAUCGGCAAAGAGCGUCCGGAAAAUAGAAACGGCGGAACAAAGAACGAAAAGAGUAGUGAAAAGAAAAUUACCCAAAUCUGAUUUUCCAGAGACGGAGAAAUCCCCAAAAGAAACAAAAGUAAAAACCCCUCCAGUACAAGUGUCACCAGAAAUGGAACAACAGAAACCGGCCAAGUAUGGUAUGGGUGAUAUGCUGUGGGCUAAAGUUGGCGGUCAUCCAUGGUGGCCUUGCAUGGUGUCCGAAUGUCCAUAUACCAACAUAUACACCAGAAUUCAAGGUGGCGCACGAAUACAGAGAAUGUAUCACGUUCAGUAUUUUGGUAACGAGGGCGAACGGGGGUGGAUUAGUGAAAGCUCAUCUCUAUCUUUUACUGGAUUAAAAGAUUUCUUAGAUUACGCAGAUGAACGAGUCAAAUCGGCAACCAAGAGCAAUAAGGUGAAAAUUACUCAAACGUUCCGGGUUCUUCCGUCUAGAAAAAUGGCUUGGGAUAUCGGUGUUGCCCAGGCGACAGAAGCGUAUGGUUACAGCAAUGAAGAACGACAAGAGAAAUUCACGUUCGUUUACGAUUUGAAAUCAAAUAAAUCGAAAGACAAUUCGGCCACGCCUAAAGGCUCGCCAACAAAAAAACAGGGUAAGAAAAGAAAAAUGGAGGAAGAUGACUUGUCGAAUGAGUCGGUUGAAGAUACCCCUGUUGAAAAUAAAACCAAACGACAAAAGACAGAGGGAAGUGAUAAUGACUCUAGUUCUGUGAAAGCAUUGUUUACGCGACCUAAAGCCGUGAAGUAUGAGCCUUCAUUCGAUACGUUUUACCACAAACACGAGGAUAGUGUGUUAGACGAGCAUCCUGAUUGGUCAGCAGAAGAAGUGAAAGAGCAUCUAAGUCAACAGUGGAGUUUAAUGUCCGAGAAACAGAAGGCCAGAUAUAAGACGAAAUUCACCAUGGAAACGGAAUCACCCAAUACCGCCAAGAGAUCACCACGUGUCAGUAAACCAUCUAUUAAAAAAUUAGAAGCAGAAGAAGAUAAAAAGGGGCCCACACCAACAUCUAAACCAACGAGAAAGUCAAGAAGAAUGAGUGACAUAAAAUCUGAUGAAGAGACUGAGGUUCCCAUGGAAACGGAACCAACUGACAAGACAAAGGAAGAAGGAGAAGAAGAACAAGUUGAAAUGAAAGAAGUUAAGCCAAUGGUAAAACCUUUAAAAAUCUCAAAAUCCAGAAAAUCAGAAACCUUAACAACUGAUAAAUCAGUACCGAUUAUCGAGGAGAAGAAGAAAUCAAGAAAAACCAAAGUAGCACCGCCAACCAAUCAUGAUUCAGAUUCAAAUUCAGAAAAAUCAGAACCACGUAAUGAUCUGAAAUCACGUGUUGUACAGAGUACGAUUAAAUCUGGUGAUGAUGAAUAUGAGUUGGACAUAUUUAAACUUCAUGCUAGCAGUACGACUAAACGAGAGAAUAUCUGUACAAUAUGUGAACAAACUGGUCAACUUAUCGAAUGUCAGGGAGCAUGUCAAGGUCAUUUCCACGCCACAUGUCUGGCACUGACAGAGAAUCCUGACGGAGAAUUUAGAUGUGGGGAAUGUCUUAAAAAUGAACACACAUGUUUCCGGUGUAAAGUAGCUAGUACAGAUACAAGGAAAUGUUCCGUAUCAUCAUGUGGUAAAUUCUACCAUGAAGAAUGUUUUAAGAAAUAUCCUCAGAGUCGUAUUGAAGGGAAAUCGUAUUUCUGUCCCCUACAUACGUGUGCAACGUGUGCUGCUGACAACCCAAAAAACCCUAAAGCUACUAAAGGUCGGUUAUUACGUUGUGUACGAUGUCCGGUAGCGUAUCAUGCCGGUGAUUAUUGUAUAGCAGCAGGAAGUAUCAAUCUAGCUGGUAAUUACAUCGUGUGUAGUUCUCACUUUCAACCCAAUAAAACACAUCGUCAUCAUAGUCACGUCAACGUCAGCUGGUGUUUCCAGUGUAGUAAAGGAGGUACGUUGCUAUGUUGUGAAUCGUGUCCAGCAGCCUACCAUCCAGAUUGUUUAAAGAUGACGUUUCCCGAGGGUAGUUGGUAUUGUUCAGAUUGUUCCAGUGGUAAAAAACCCUUAUAUGGAGAUUUAAUCUGGAUUAAAAUCGGCAGUUACAGAUGGUGGCCAGGAGAGGUAUGUCAUCCCCGUAAUGUUCCCUUAAAUAUACAGGAAAAACCACAUCAAGUAGGGGAAUUCCCUGUUAGAUUCUUUGGAUCACAUGACUUUUAUUGGACACAUCAAGGGAGGGUUUUCCUGUUUCAAGAAGGUGACAAGGGAAGUCGGGAUACGGCAGCUGCUAAAGGUCUCGCUAAAAUAUUCGGACGAGGUGUUGUCGAAGCAACAGAAGCGUUUAAAAUCUGGCAGGCGGCGAAAGAAAACAAAGAACAGUUAGAGAAGGAAAAUAACGCCAAGAAACCUGCACCAUAUAAAUUUGUCAAGACCAACGUUCCUAUUGGAAAUGUUCAGAUCAAUAAAGCUGAUUUAUCAGAGAUACCGAGAUGUGAAUGUCGAUCGGAUCAGGAGAAUCCGUGCAGUUCCGACUCAGAUUGUUUAAACCGGAUGUUGAUGUAUGAAUGUCAUCCCCUUGCCUGUCCGGCAGCUGAGAAAUGUCAGAAUCAGAGAUUCCAGAAGAGAGAAUAUCCUGUAUCGGAACCCUUAAAAACACCAAGUAGAGGCUGGGGGUUAUAUACUAAAGUUGAUGUUAAAAAGGGUCAGUUUGUAAAUGAAUAUGUGGGCGAUUUAGUUGAUGAAGAUGAAUGUAGAAGAAGAAUAAAACAAGCCCAUGAAGAUAACAUCACAAACUUUUAUAUGUUAACACUCGAUAAAAACAGAGUUAUAGAUGCUGGUCCCAAGGGUAAUUUAUCAAGGUUUAUGAACCACUGUUGUCAACCUAACUGUGAAACACAGAAAUGGAUGGUAAAUGGCGAUGUACGAGUUGGACUGUUUGCACUGAAUGACAUUCCAUCAGGAUCAGAAUUAACGUUUAACUAUAAUUUAGAAUGUCUGGGUAAUGAGAAGACAAUCUGUGCGUGUGGAUCCGAUAAUUGUAGUGGUUUCCUAGGUGUCAGACCAAAGUCGGCAGCAGCGAUGGCCAACGCCAAGAAACUUAAAGAUAAAGAUGGUAGUAAGAAGAAGAAGAAGAAAAAGAAAUUAGAUAUCAAGAAAGAACAUGACGAUGAUUGUUUUCGUUGCGGGGAAGGAGGAGAGUUGGUCAUGUGUGAUCAUUCUAGUUGUCCUAAAGUUUAUCAUCUACAGUGUCUAAAUCUGACAAAACCUCCAACUGGCAAAUGGCUAUGCCCGUGGCACCAUUGUGACAAUUGUGGAAAAUCAGCCGUUAAAUUGUGUUGUAAAUGUCCCAAUUCGUACUGUAAUAAACAUAUCGUAGGAAAUAUAUUCGAUGUCGAGGGUACUCUAUAUUGCUCUGAUCACAAGGACGUUUUAUCAUCAUUUUCACCUUCAAAAAUUAAAACACCUCCCAAAAAGUUGAAAGAAGAGACGGGCAGUGGGGUAUCUAGUGGGGCAUCGACGCCGUCGUCAACACAAAAUGAGGAUUCUAAGGAUUCAGAGGAAAUGAAAGACCAAAAUGGUAUUGAGUUGGACACAAAUACAAGCGAUAUCAAUUUUAAAACUGUGAAAAAAAUUCUAACUUCUGGUUUACCGAAUAAUUUACCGGAAUCGGCGCCACAAACAAAACCGGCAGCAAGUGUAGUACCGACCACCAACGCUCUGUUUCCUCAAAGUUCUGAAAUUCCGGUCGCAAAUAAAUCUCUACCUCCGCAACGAUUGGACAAUAAACAGGGCAAUCGUACGAUGCCAAUGAAGCCUGUUGCGAAGAUUGAACCAGUACCGAAUCGACAGCGUGGUCGUCCGUGUAAAACAAAGGCUAAAAUGAUCGCUAACAUGAAACAAGGGGCUGCUCGGUUGUCGAUGGAGAAGUCGAAAACAACUCAACCAAAUCUGGCCGUUGAUGAGCUGAAAGUAGCGCCGAUGUUUGAUUCAUCUGACGAAGGAGAAACAGAUCUAGUUAUAGAUAUACCACAGUUUUAGAUAUCACAUCAUUUAUAGGCCAUAACAUUUUAUAUUUUUCUUCUCUUCCACAUUUGAGUUUUAUUUCAACAAUUUCAACAAGUUAUAAGUAAACUACAUUUCAUAAAGUUAUAAGUAAACUACAUUUCAUAAAGUUAUGAAGUGCCAGCUGUAAUGUCUGAAUUUUAGGCAUCUGAAGAUAAUUUAUCUUAAAAUUAUUUGUACGAAUAUAUAAAACAAGGAGGUCCAUACAGAAAAUCAUCUGAAUUUAUCUGUUAAAUGGUUGUUUUAGAUUUAUUUUGGAAUUUUUGUUUAUUAAAGAAAUUAUUUAAGUUAUUGGUAAUCUUUAAGGUAACGUUUGUUUAAUUCACAAACUUUUCUAUUCUGAAACAUUUAGAUCUAGUAACAUGAAACAUUUAGAUCUAGUAACAUGAAACAUUUAGAUCUAGUAACAUGAAACAUUUAGAUCUAGUAACAUGAAACUUUUAGAUCUAGUAACAUGAAACUUUUAGAUCCUAUUAAAACUAAAAUUAAAGAUGCAUACUGACGUUGUCAAGGUGUUGUGACUUAUUGUUGCUAUGGGGAUCUGUUAAGAGAACAAAUAUUCGGAAAAUGAAUCAUUUGUAUAUAAAACAUAAAACCAUCAUUGUUAUUAAUUUCAUCAAAUUUAUAAAUUAACAAUCAUUCGUUUUAUAUUAAUAUUAAGCUUGUGUCCGGUUCCUCAAACAGCUAAAGAACUGUUACGUGCAAGCAAAUUAUUGAAAUAAAAUUAAACCAUGUUAGUCCCGAAAUGACCUAGUUAGUGUUGAGUGGACGUUAAAUCCAUUUCUCUCUCUAUCCCUAGAAAGUAAAAAAAUUUAAACGCCAGAUGUAUAAAGACAUUUAAAUAUGGUGUUGACCAGAUAAAAAUGGUGUUUAUCAGAUAAAAUUGUAGACGACAUCAAACGAUAGUAAUGUUACAAGAAUUUAAAGUUUUCUCUUUGAAAUGUUAUUUUUUAAAUUUUGAAAUGUAAAAAUGUAUAAUAAUAAUAAUAUUCAUGUGUUUGUAAUUAACUAGUAAUUGUGUCACAUUUUGUCGAUUUGUUGAAUUCCUGCUAAUGAAGUAAUAAUUUUAUGCAUUUAAACUUUUCUGAAUAUGGAUGUACAUUUUGUAAAUAUUUCACAUUAAAUGGGAGAAUCAACGCUUGCAGGUUUAUUUUUUUCAUUAGCAAAUGUUUUCUUCUUUUAUUUUUUUCAUUAAAAUAUUUCUGUUGAAAGGUAACAAGACAUCCAUUUUUACAUCUGAUUUUUGUGGCAUUUAAUCGAAAACAUUUACGAUGUAAUUCUGUUUUUAACAAAUAAUUCACGUCAGUAUUUUGGUGGGGAUGUUCGUUGAAGAGAAUAGAUUUGAAUAAAACUAAUAUUUGUUGACAAGUAAAAGUGGGUCUCGCAAUGAAACCAGGAUAUCUUUGAUCAUGAUUUUUUGACAAUGAAUGUGAGAUCCUCUAAAAACCAAUCAGAUCAAAAUACAGAUCCUAUUUCGUUUUUUAACAGUUCAAAGUUUCGUUUUACUUCUCUUCACAACACAAGGAUCAGGAAGAGUUGUUAUAUAACAAGCGUUCUGGUUGAUGUGAGGAAUUAGCCAAUGAAAUGGUCUGUUCCGGCGAGUUCUUGGCUUGCUGUGCACGGAACUGUGGGUAAACCACUAGAAAUGUCAACGCUGAUUGAUUAAUCAAUGUCUGACGUCAUACGGUCAAAAGCCGCUCUUAUGACCCCUGACGUGACCUCCCGCAACAACUGGUCAGAUCUUCAUGUAGUAGAGGCUGACGAAAGUAUAAAAAUAUGAAUCGAAAUUUUAAUCAGAUUUGUCUAAAAACGAAAGUAAAUAUUGGUUAAACUUGUAAGUUAAACAUCAGUGAAUAAAUCAUGGGCCGGGUAUCGUGUAUAUGUAAUAAAUCAAGUAUUGUGUAUGUGCCAACAUAUUAGAUUAGAAUUGUGAUGUCAGAAAUCAAAAUCUGUCAAUCAAUGCCCAAUUGUUCAAGGAACAAUUAUGUCGACCGUACGUGAAGUAGUUGAGUCAUAAGCUUUAUUCAAUGAUCAUCGCCCACAAGAAACACAAAAUCAAUAUCUUGUGCCACAGUUCUUGGUCUAAAAAUUAUUUUCAUAUUUGUUAGAAUGUUAUUUUAUAAAAAUAAUGGUAAACAAAUUUCUAUUAAAUUUGUUGAUUUCGGUAAAAAGGUUAGAUCAAGUAAUUAGGUAAUUUAACUAUUGAAAUGAUCGAUCAGUUAGUCUGUAAAUCAAUGUAGGUUAUUAUCACGGAUGUAGUUUUCAUUAAUUCCUCGAACAGAUGUAAAAAAUUAGAAAAUAUUCUCCCUUGUUUUAUAAAUAAACGACCAUCAUAAACAUGAGACCUCAAGAUAAGUUUCAGUGUAAAAACAAGUAUUUUAUUGAAAAAUUUUGAUUAGUUUUUUUUUCCAAAUGUUGUCGAAUGUUAAUAUUUUAGUAAAAUACCUAUUAUGUGUAAAUGAGUUAAAAAUAUUUUCCCCAAGCACCUGUUUUGAAAUGAUCACUUGAGUAAUUAUAUAAAAUAAAAUUAUGGGAUAUUUUAGGCCUAUUUUAAACAUGAAUGUCGUCAUGGUAACAUUAUAUAUUAAUUGUAAAUAAAUGAAGAAUAAUUUGUAGUUUAAACAGUGUGUUGUAUUUUCUACUAAAUAAACAAUAUUUACAGUCUUA
Molecule: messenger RNA, 7430 nt
Organism: Patella vulgata (common limpet)
Lineage: Eukaryota; Metazoa; Mollusca; Gastropoda; Patellidae
Product: histone-lysine N-methyltransferase NSD2
Exons: 20
Coding region: 111-4739 (1542 amino acids)
Biological process (GO): regulation of DNA-templated transcription
Cellular component (GO): nucleus; chromatin
Molecular function (GO): protein binding; histone H3K36 methyltransferase activity
Source: RefSeq, a predicted model, not a curated record